Molecule: messenger RNA, 2034 nt
Organism: Colletotrichum scovillei
Lineage: Eukaryota; Fungi; Ascomycota; Sordariomycetes; Glomerellales; Glomerellaceae
Exons: 3
Coding region: 1-2034 (677 amino acids)
Source: RefSeq, a predicted model, not a curated record
AUGGAGUCCGAGUCUGAGUCUGAGUUUAGGCCUGUCCUUCUGAGUGCCCUGCUUGAGUGGUGUGAUCGGGUGAGAAGUGACCGCGAAAUCCUGCAAAGGUGUAAGCGAAGCCUCGAUGAUGCGAGCCUACGGGGACUGGAGGUGAAGGAUGGGUGUCCAUUCUGUACACUUCUCGACGAAGCAGUCUCAAUGCUAUAUGGUGAUUACCUUUCUGCUGGCAGAUCACUUGGAUGGGUGUCAUUCCCGGGCGUUCAAGAGGCUAUCCGUGAUGAUGGGGGAAACCCACUUCGGUUCCGUGUAUCCGAACAUACCGACUUGACUGAACGUUUACGCCCAUUCCCGACUUUGGGAUUCGGCAAUUGGCAUCUGUCCAAGUAUAAGUCAAUCUCCCGGGAUACUGCCUCAGAAGCAACCCUAAAGAUAGUGAAGGAAUGGCUCCUUGAUUGUGCAACAGACCAUCCGCUAUGUAGUAAGGAUGGUAAGGUCAAGCUGCCGACUAGGCUUAUCUGCAUUGGCACAAAGGCGUCUGACGUACGUUUGCUCAAGACGAAUGGUGCUUCUGGCAAAUAUGCCUGCCUGAGUCACCCUUGGGGCAAGCGUCCACUGCUGCGAACACUGAAGAAGAAUCUCUCUCAAUUCACCAAUGAAAUCCAGUGGUCAGAUCUGCCUCCCACUUUCAGAGACGCAAUCGAUUUUACCCACCGACUUGGCCUCAAGUAUAUCUGGAUCGAUUCCCUUUGCAUCAUUCAGGAUGAUCCUCUCGACUGGCAGAGAGAGGCCGCCAAAAUGGCCGACAUUUAUCAGAAUGCCUACGUAACGCUCGCAGCUUCCAAAGCAGUCGACUCCAGCCGCGGGCUUUACACCUCUUCCCAGGAUCCUAAACAUCAAUCGCACCAACUGUCACUCAUAAAUGAUGUGGAUGAUUCGGAUCUCAAACUACAUGCGUAUUCGGAAUUACUACAUAUUGAUAGCUUCUGGUCCUACUUCCCUAUUACAAAACGGGCAUGGGUGUUCCAGGAACGUCUGCAAUCGGGUAGAGUUGUACACUUUGCCGGUUCCGAAUUGAAUUGGGAAUGUCGCUCAACGAGGACAUGCGAGUGCGGUGAGAUCUCAACCUCCACCUCUUUGCCUGAGAAGAUUCAAUUCUCAGGUAGUUUGGCCGAGUUGAGUGGGCAGUACAAUUGGAUCUCGGCACCAGAAAAUGGCCAAGACGAAAAUCUGGACUACAGCAAGUUUACCCCGGCACUACUUCAUUCGCCAAAGUGGACCAAAAGCGUCAAAACGUGGCGACAAACAGUACAGUCUUACUGUGCUCUGAACUUGACUUUCUCAAAGGACAUCUUCCCGGCUUUGGCCGGCAUUGCAAAAGUGUGGAACCCCGAGUACGAGAAGCUCUAUCGAGCAGGGCUAUGGAUGGACUCGUUGCAUCUAGAUCUUCUAUGGCUCGUCUAUAAACCUGAGAAGCGUCCUAUUACAUGGAGGGCCCCGACAUGGUCGUGGGCAUCUCUUGAGUACCACAACGACGAGUUCAUCCGCUUCGACUCUGACUCAGAUUGCAGAAACUCUGGCAAGGGCAGCUGGUUCUCGUUGGGGAAUAUAGGGAGCGAAGAUUACUCUCCUGUUGCAGACAUCCUGGAGGUAGUUUGCGUUCCAGCUGGUAUUGUCGAUCCAACCGGAGAGCUCGACUCUGCCCACCUUCUGCUUUCAACUUUUGCAAUUUCCGGAACACUAGUGAAAUGGCCGGGGGUACUUGUUGAAUAUGGUGUCAGUCCUGUCUGGCUUGUUGUCGGAAACCUAUGGAUCAGCCAAGGCGACAGCCAUACUAGGGGCUUACAGUUGGAUGCUCCGAUCAUUGGCGCGAAUUCCGGGUGGUCGAUUCCCGUUCGCAUUAUUCGCAUAACGGAUUUCGGUGCCAACACAGGCAACCAUCCUGAGAUGGCCUGUCUGGUUAUCCGAUCAAAACGAGCCGCAACCGCAGAUGAACACAUCGAGUAUGAACUGGCGUAUGAGUUGCGGUACACAUUGACCAUCUGA